This is a messenger RNA of Triticum dicoccoides, 681 nucleotides long. RefSeq names its product protein TIFY 11e-like. The transcript has a single exon. Lineage: Eukaryota; Viridiplantae; Streptophyta; Magnoliopsida; Poales; Poaceae. Gene Ontology annotation, biological process: regulation of jasmonic acid mediated signaling pathway; regulation of defense response; response to wounding. Bases 86 to 529 code for a protein of 147 amino acids. Gene Ontology annotation, cellular component: nucleus. The record is from RefSeq and is a predicted model, not a curated record.
CGGAUCAAAGCAGAGCUUCCUCUCCCCACCGCGAGUUCGCGAGGCCUGCAGAGCGUACGGGGCAUCGAUCGAUCAAGCGGCAAGAAUGGCGGCGACAGGGAGCGCUAAGAGCCGACGGUUCGCCGCGGCGUGCGGCGUUCUCAGCCGCUGCAUCAAAGCGGCGGAGGCGCGGCCGGCGGCCACCGUGGCUCUCCCCCUCAUGCCCGGAGCGGAAGUGCCCGCGCACGACGAGCACGCGGUGGGUCCUCUGCCGGAGCACGCACAGAUGACCAUCUUCUACGGCGGGCAGGUACUGGUGCUGGACGAGGUGCCGGCCGACAGGGCCGCCGAGCUGCUCCGUGUCGCUGCUGUCUCAGGCACAGCGCGAGGGAACUGCGAGGCAGCGGAUGGCGACCUGCCCAUGGCGAGGAAGGCGUCGCUGCAGCGGUUCAUGGAGAAGCGCAAGGGAAGGCUCGCCGAGCGCGCCGUCCCCUACAGCCGGCACGACGGCGACGCGUUCUCCUGUAGCCGUCUCACGCUUACGCUCUGAUUCGUGUUCACGCGUAGUAGAGUAGCCUGAGUAAAAACAAAAAAUUGAACAGAGACUGAGUAAUUUACAGUCCAUGUAAAUGUGUGGAUGUUGUUGUAGUAUACAAAUUCUAAAUUAUGAUCAGAAAAUAUUGCUGUCUUUGUUUUGACCAA